ACCACACACACCACACCACACACACACACACACACACACACAGCCAUGCUGAGCUGAGCUCCGGCCGGGCCCUGGCCGCGCGCAGCCCGCCCCGGCUCCCGCCCCUCCGCGGACCCGCUCGGCCCGCUCGGCCCCCUCAGCCGCUCCGCCCGCCGGGCCGCCCAGCCGCCCGAGCCCGUCGCGCAGGGCCCGGGCCGCGGUGGCGGCGGCGGCGGCGGUAGCGGUAGCGGCGGUGGCGCGCCCGCCCGGCCCCCUCCCCCGGCGCCGGCCAAGUGAGGCGGUGAUGCGGGCGCUGGCGGCCUCGGCUGCGCCGAGAGCGGAGACACAGGCUCAAGAUGGCAGAUUCCGACUGAGGCUGGGGGGGCCGAGCUCGCGCGCCGCUUUCCCGGCUCCGUUGCCAUGAAUCGCGGACACCCCGGCCCCGAUGGCCCCCGUGUACGAAGGUAUGGCCUCACAUGUGCAAGUUUUCUCCCCUCACACCCUCCAAUCAAGUGCCUUCUGUAGUGUGAAGAAACUGAAAGUAGAGCCGAGUUCCAACUGGGACAUGACUGGGUACGGCUCCCACAGCAAAGUGUACAGCCAGAGCAAGAACAUAGCACCUUCUCAGCCAGCCACCACAACCGUCAGCACCUCCUUGCCAAUCCCAAACCCAAGCCUACCUUACGAACAGACCAUCAUCUUCCCAGGAAGCACCGGGCACAUAGUGGUAACAUCAGCAAGUAGCACGUCUGUCACUGGGCAGGUCCUCGGUGGACCACAUAACCUAAUGCGUCGCAGCACUGUGAGCCUUCUUGACACCUACCAAAAAUGUGGACUCAAGCGUAAGAGCGAGGAAAUCGAGAACACGAGCAGCGUACAGAUCAUCGAAGAGCAUCCACCCAUGAUUCAGAAUAAUGCCAGUGGGGCCACUGUAGCCACUGCCACCACGUCCACUGCCACCUCAAAAAACAGCGGCUCCAACAGCGAAGGAGAUUACCAGCUGGUCCAGCAUGAAGUGCUGUGCUCCAUGACCAACACUUAUGAAGUUUUAGAGUUCUUGGGCCGAGGGACAUUCGGGCAAGUGGUCAAGUGCUGGAAACGGGGCACCAAUGAGAUUGUGGCCAUCAAGAUCCUGAAGAACCACCCAUCCUAUGCCCGACAGGGUCAGAUUGAAGUGAGCAUCCUGGCCCGGCUGAGCACAGAGAGUGCCGAUGACUAUAACUUCGUGCGGGCCUAUGAGUGCUUCCAGCACAAGAACCACACCUGCUUGGUCUUUGAGAUGUUGGAACAGAACCUCUAUGACUUUCUCAAGCAGAACAAGUUUAGCCCCUUGCCCCUAAAAUACAUCCGCCCAGUCCUCCAGCAGGUAGCCACAGCCCUGAUGAAACUCAAAAGCCUUGGUCUCAUCCACGCUGACCUCAAGCCAGAAAACAUCAUGCUGGUGGAUCCAUCCAGACAGCCAUACAGAGUGAAGGUCAUCGACUUUGGUUCAGCCAGUCAUGUGUCCAAGGCUGUGUGCUCCACAUACUUGCAGUCCCGAUAUUACAGGGCACCUGAGAUCAUCCUCGGUUUACCAUUCUGUGAGGCGAUUGAUAUGUGGUCUCUGGGCUGUGUCAUCGCGGAGCUCUUCCUGGGUUGGCCUUUAUAUCCGGGAGCUUCGGAGUAUGAUCAGAUUCGGUAUAUUUCACAAACACAGGGUUUGCCAGCUGAAUAUUUAUUAAGCGCAGGCACAAAGACAACUAGGUUUUUCAACCGUGACACAGACUCACCGUAUCCUUUGUGGAGGCUCAAGACACCGGAUGACCAUGAAGCAGAGACGGGCAUUAAGUCAAAAGAAGCAAGAAAGUACAUUUUCAACUGUUUAGAUGAUAUGGCCCAGGUGAAUAUGACGACGGAUUUGGAAGGGAGCGACAUGUUAGUGGAAAAGGCAGACCGGCGGGAGUUCAUUGACCUGUUGAAGAAGAUGCUGACCAUAGAUGCGGAUAAGAGAAUCACGCCGAUCGAAACCCUAAACCACCCCUUUGUCACCAUGACACACUUACUUGAUUUUCCCCAUAGCACACACGUCAAAUCAUGUUUCCAGAACAUGGAGAUUUGCAAACGUCGGGUGAAUAUGUAUGACACAGUGAAUCAGAGCAAAACCCCCUUCAUCACGCACGUGGCCCCCAGCACAUCCACCAACUUGACCAUGACCUUUAACAACCAACUGACCACUGUCCACAACCAGGCUCCCACCUCCACCAGUGCCACUAUUUCCUUAGCCAAUCCCGAAGUCUCCAUACUAAACUACCAAUCUACACUCUACCAGCCCUCAGCGGCAUCCAUGGCCGCAGUGGCCCAGCGGAGCAUGCCCCUGCAGACAGGAACAGCCCAGAUUUGUGCCCGGCCCGACCCCUUCCAGCAAGCUCUCAUCGUGUGCCCUCCCGGCUUCCAAGGCCUGCAGGCCUCCCCCUCCAAGCAUGCUGGCUAUUCAGUGCGAAUGGAAAAUGCAGUGCCCAUCGUCACUCAGGCCCCAGGAGCUCAGCCUCUUCAGAUCCAACCAGGUCUGCUUGCCCAGCAGGCCUGGCCAAGUGGGACCCAGCAGAUCCUGCUCCCCCCAGCCUGGCAGCAGCUAACAGGAGUAGCCACCCACACCUCAGUGCAGCAUGCAACCGUGAUUCCCGAGAGCAUGGCAGGCACCCAGCAGCUGGCCGACUGGAGGAACACGCACGCUCAUGGCAGCCAUUACAAUCCCAUCAUGCAGCAGCCUGCACUGUUGACAGGUCACGUGACCCUUCCAGCAGCCCAGCCCUUAAACGUGGGUGUGGCCCACGUGAUGCGGCAGCAGCCAACCAGCACCACCUCCUCCCGGAAGAGUAAGCAGCACCAGUCAUCUGUGAGAAAUGUCUCCACCUGUGAAGUGUCCUCUUCCCAGGCCAUCAGCUCCCCCCAGCGAUCCAAGCGCGUCAAGGAGAACACCCCUCCCCGUUGUGCCAUGGUGCACAGCAGCCCGGCCUGCAGCACCUCGGUCACCUGCGGGUGGGGCGACAUGGCUUCCAGUACCACUAGGGAGCGGCAGCGGCAGACAAUUGUCAUUCCUGACACCCCCAGUCCCACAGUCAGCGUCAUCACCAUCAGCAGUGACACAGACGAAGAGGAGGAACAGAAACACGCCCCCACCAGCACUGUGUCCAAGCAGAGGAAAAAUGUCAUCAGCUGCGUCACGGUCCAUGACUCUCCGUACUCGGAUUCCUCCAGCAACACCAGCCCCUACUCUGUUCAGCAACGCGCCGGGCACAGCAACACCAAUGCCUUCGAAAGCAAGGGGAGCGUGGAGAACCACUGCACUGGCAACCCCCGCACCAUCAUCGUGCCACCCCUGAAAACCCAGGCCAGCGACGUGCUGGUGGAGUGCGAUAGCCUGGCACCAGCUACAGUGAACACCACUCACCACGUGUCCUCUUACAAGUCCAAGUCCUCCAACAAUGUGACCUCCACCAGCGGUCACUCUUCAGGGAGCUCAUCUGGAGCCAUCGCCUACCGGCAACAGCGGCCGGGCCCCCACUUCCAGCAGCAACAGCCUCUGAAUCUAAGCCAGGCCCAGCAGCACGUCACCACGGACCGUUCCGGAAGCCACCGACGGCAGCAGGCCUACAUCGCUCCCACCAUGGCUCAGGCGCCCUACUCCUUCCCGCACAACAGCCCUAGCCAUGGCACCGUCCAUCCCCACCUGGCCGCCGCCACUGCCCACCUCCCCACCCAGCCCCACCUCUACACCUACACGGCGCCCGCCGCCCUGGGUUCCACUGGCACCGUGGCCCACCUGGUGGCCUCCCAAGGCUCAGCGCGCCAUCCCGUGCAGCACACUGCCUACCCGGCCAGCAUCGUCCACCAGGUGCCCGUGAGCAUGGGCCCCCGGGUCCUGCCCUCUCCCACCAUCCACCCCAGCCAGUAUCCGGCCCAGUUUGCCCACCAGACCUACAUCAGCGCCUCUCCAGCCUCCACCGUCUACACUGGAUACCCACUGAGCCCUGCCAAGGUCAACCAGUACCCUUACAUAUAAACACUGGAAGGAGGGGGGAGGUGGGAGGGAGGGGAGGGCCCUGUAGAGGGAGCAGAGGAGGGGCAGGUGCUCCGGGACCUAGGAAGGAGCUGGCUUUUUAUACUGAAGACACCGCACACAAACAAUGCAAAUGGGGGAGGGGGUGGGGACAGGGAUGGGAUGCAACUGAAACUUGAACUGGGAAGUGGGAAGACUUAGAGCAAAGAAGAGAACAUUUUAAAAAGGAAGGGAUUCAGGAGGGGGAAAUCUAUGCUUUUUAUUUAAAAAAAAAAAGAAAGAAGAGAAAAAGGAAAAAAAAAGUCAACAACAAAAACCACAGCUCACACACCCAUUCUGCACCAAACUGGAAAGGAGAAGAAGAGA
Molecule: messenger RNA, 4384 nt
Organism: Ochotona princeps (American pika)
Lineage: Eukaryota; Metazoa; Chordata; Mammalia; Lagomorpha; Ochotonidae
Gene: HIPK2
Product: homeodomain interacting protein kinase 2
Exons: 15
Coding region: 425-4021 (1198 amino acids)
Biological process (GO): intrinsic apoptotic signaling pathway in response to DNA damage by p53 class mediator; peptidyl-threonine phosphorylation; peptidyl-serine phosphorylation
Cellular component (GO): PML body; cytoplasm; nucleus
Molecular function (GO): protein tyrosine kinase activity; SMAD binding; protein serine/threonine kinase activity
Source: RefSeq, a predicted model, not a curated record